Molecule: messenger RNA, 666 nt
Organism: Phytophthora sojae
Lineage: Eukaryota; Oomycota; Peronosporomycetes; Peronosporales; Peronosporaceae
Exons: 3
Coding region: 1-666 (221 amino acids)
Biological process (GO): mRNA 3'-end processing by stem-loop binding and cleavage
Cellular component (GO): mRNA cleavage and polyadenylation specificity factor complex
Molecular function (GO): RNA binding
Source: RefSeq, a predicted model, not a curated record
AUGGCGGUGAUCACCUUCACGCCGCUGUACGGCGUGCACUCGAGCGCACCGUGCUGCGCGUACCUGCUGGAGGUGGACGAGGUGUGUAUCCUGCUGGACUGCGGCUGGACGGACGAGUACGACGUGGAGCUGCUCAAGCCGCUGCAGCGCGUGGUGGACCGCAUCGACCUGGUGCUGGUCUCGCACUUGGACCUGGCGCACAUGGGGGCGCUGCCCUACGCCAUGGGCAAGCUGGGGCUCAACGCGCCCGUCUACGGCACGCUGCCGGUGCACCGCAUGGGGCAGAUCGCGCUGUACGACGCGUUCCAGGCCAAGACCAAGCACGACAGCGACUUCUCGCUCUUCUCGCUGGACGACGUGGACCUCGUCUUCGAGCGCUUCAAGCAGCUCAAGUACUCGGAGAAGCUCACGCUCACGAGCAGCGGAGAGGGGAUCGUCAUCACGCCCCAUGUGGCCGGUCACCUCAUUGGCGGCGCGCUCUGGAGGAUCAUGAAGGAGACGGAUGACAUCAUCUACGCAGUUGACUACAACCACCGCUCGGAGCACGUGCUGCAGAAGACGAUCCUGGACUCGUUCACGCGCCCGACGCUGCUUAUCACAGACUCAAUGAACCUCCACGCAGAGCAGCCCAAGCUCAAGGACCGAGACAGCAAGGCAGGUUCCUGA